Messenger RNA from Lontra canadensis (Northern American river otter), 1692 nucleotides. It is a transcript of the gene GLP2R, whose product is annotated as glucagon like peptide 2 receptor. NCBI's taxonomy places the organism in Eukaryota, Metazoa, Chordata, Mammalia, Carnivora, Mustelidae. Gene Ontology annotation, cellular component: plasma membrane. Gene Ontology annotation, molecular function: peptide hormone binding; glucagon receptor activity. Gene Ontology annotation, biological process: adenylate cyclase-modulating G protein-coupled receptor signaling pathway; cell surface receptor signaling pathway. The coding region runs from base 48 to 1538 and encodes 496 amino acids. The record is from RefSeq and is a predicted model, not a curated record. The transcript is spliced from 13 exons.
UCGGAGCAUUGUCGGGCACUCUCUGUCCUGCUGUCCCAGAGACGACCAUGCUGAUUCCAGAGGUUACAGGAUCCCUUCUUGAGGAAACGACUCGCAAGUGGGCUCAAUACAAAGAGAAGUGUCUGAGAGACUUGCUCAAGGAACCUUCUGGAACCUUUUGUAAUGGGACCUUUGAUCGAUACGUGUGCUGGCCUCAUUCUUCUCCAGGAAAUGUCUCCGUUCCCUGCCCUUCAUACUUACCUUGGUGGCGUGAAGAAAACUCAGGAAGGGCCUACAGAUACUGCUUGGCUCCGGGCACUUGGCAGACGCUGGAAAACUCCACAGAUAUUUGGCAGGAUGACUCUGAAUGCUCCAAGAACCACAGCUCCGACAGCAACGCGGAACACCAUGCCUUGCUGUCAACCUUGCAGCUGUUGUACACCGUGGGGUACUCUCUGUCCAUCGUCUCCCUCCUCCUGGCACUCACCCUCCUCUUGUUUCUCCGAAAACUCCACUGCACACGCAACUACAUCCACAUGAACUUGUUUGCUUCUUUCAUCCUGAGAGCCCUAGCUGUGCUGGUGAAGGAUGCCAUCGUCUACAACUCUUACUCCAGGAGGCCCAACAGUGACAAAGAGUGGAUGUCCUAUGUGUCGGAGAUCUCUGCCUCCUGCCGCUCAGCCCAGGUCCUGCUGCAUUACUUCGUGGGCGCCAAUUACUCAUGGUUGCUGGUCGAAGGCCUUUACCUCCACACACUGCUGGAGCCCACAGUGCUCUCAGAGAGGCGGCUGUGGCCCAGAUACAUGCUGGUGGGUUGGGCCUUCCCAGUGCUGUUUGUGGUACCCUGGAGUAUGGCCCGUGCACAGCUGGAGAACACAGGGUGCUGGGGAACCAACAAGAGUAAGAAAAUCUGGUGGAUCAUCAGAGGACCCAUGCUGCUUUGUGUAAUGGUCAAUUUCUUCAUCUUCCUGAAAAUCGUCAAGCUUCUCAUUUCUAAGCUCAAAGCCCAUCAAAUGUGCUUCAGAGAUUAUAAGUACAGAUUGGCAAAGUCAACACUGGUCCUCAUUCCUCUGCUGGGUGUUCAUGAGAUUCUCUUCUCUUUCGUCACUGAUGACCAAGUGGAAGGAUUUUCAAAACUUAUACGACUCUUCAUUCAGCUGACUCUGAGCUCCUUCCAUGGAUUACUCGUGGCCUUGCAGUAUUGCUUUGCCAAUGGAGAGGUGAAGGCAGAGCUGCGGAAGCACUGGGUCCGCUUCCUGCUCGCCCGCCACUCAGGCUGCAGGGCCUGGGUCCUGGAGAAGAACUUCCGAUUCCUGGGGAAAUGUCCCAAGAAGCUGUCCCAGGCGGACGGCACAGGGACGCUCCAGAAGCUGCAGACCUCAUCGGGCGGUGAUGGGCAGCUCCUGCACCUGUCCGUGCAUGGCCUCGGAGGGCGGGGCGCCCGGGCCCCGAGGGGACACCCAGCCUGGCCAAGGGGCAGCAGCGUAUCCGAGAGCAGCGAGGGGGACUUCACCCUGACCCACACCAUGGAGGAGAUUCUCGAAGAGAGUGAGAUCUAGGCUGGAGGCCCACCGCCCUGGCUCUGCUCCCUGGUGAUAGGGGACAGUGCACAGUCAUCAGUCUCCCCCACGCACCAUGCCCAUUUUGUCAGGAAGGUCAUGCCCAGGUGUCUCAUGCUUCAGACCCAGCGUGGACGGUGCUAUGGAGGCUGAG